Messenger RNA from Episyrphus balteatus (marmalade hoverfly), 1389 nucleotides. RefSeq names its product COP9 signalosome complex subunit 4 (gene CSN4). The record is from RefSeq and is a predicted model, not a curated record. NCBI's taxonomy places the organism in Eukaryota, Metazoa, Arthropoda, Insecta, Diptera, Syrphidae. The transcript has 7 exons. Gene Ontology annotation, cellular component: cytosol; COP9 signalosome. Bases 89 to 1312 code for a protein of 407 amino acids.
CACAAACUUUUUCAACAAAAACAAAGGAUCAAAAGCAAAAAUUUUAUUUUAAAGAAAAAGUUAAAUUUAAUUGAAUUAAAUACAAAAAAUGGUCUUAUCCGCAAGUAAUUUACGUUCUCAACUUGUUGCAUUAACCAGUUUCUCUGGUACUCACAAAGAACAAGCAGAUAGAUACCGGCAAUUGUUGGAAGCCCUUCUUACCAAUACUGGCAGUGAACUUAUUGAUACUUUAAAACUAUUUGUCGAAGCCAUUGUAAACGAACACGUGAGUCUUGUAAUCUCAAGACAAAUCCUUACCGAUGUCGGUGUUCAAUUGUCGAAACUUCCCGACGAUAUAUCCAAAGUUGUUUCUCAUUUCACACUUGAUAAAGUCCAACCAAGAGUUAUAUCGUUCGAGGAACAAGUUGCCGGCAUUCGUCAACAUUUGGCCGAUAUUUAUGAAAGGAAUCAAAAUUGGCGUGAAGCUGCCAAUGUUCUGGUUGGCAUUCCCUUGGAAACUGGACAAAAACAAUAUACGGUGGAUUAUAAGUUAGAGACUUAUUUGAAAAUUGCUCGACUUUAUUUGGAGGAUGAUGAUCCCAUUCAAGCUGAAGCAUUUAUUAAUCGGGCAUCUCUUCUCCAGGCAGAGACACAAAGUGAGGAACUUCAAGUCUUGUAUAAAGUCUGCUAUGCAAGAGUCUUGGAUUACAGAAGAAAAUUCAUUGAAGCUGCUCAACGUUACAACGAACUCUCUUACCGCUCCAUCGUUGAAGAAGGAGAACGCAUGACUGCUCUCAAAAAGGCCCUAAUCUGCACUGUCCUGGCCUCAGCUGGUCAACAAAGAUCUCGAAUGUUGGCCACACUUUUCAAAGACGAACGUUGCCAACACCUCCCAGCCUAUUCGAUUUUGGAAAAAAUGUACUUGGAUCGGAUUAUUCGUCGAUCUGAGUUGCAGGAAUUUGAAGCUUUAUUGCAAUUGCAUCAAAAGGCAAGCACUUUAGAUGGUUCAUCAAUCCUAGAUCGCGCUGUUUUUGAACACAAUUUAUUGUCGGCCAGCAAGUUGUAUAAUAAUAUUACAUUCGAAGAACUUGGUGCACUUUUAGAAAUUCCUGCUGCCAAAGCUGAGGGUAUUGCUAGCCAGAUGAUAACUGAGGGUCGUAUGAAUGGGCAUAUUGAUCAAAUUGCUGGAAUUGUUCAUUUUGAAAACCGUGAAGUCCUUCCAUUAUGGGAUAGACAAAUUCAAUCACUUUGCUAUCAGGUUAAUUCGAUUAUUGAAAAAAUUGCAGCUGCCGAACCUGAAUGGAUGGCCAAGACCCUAGAUGGAGUCAACUGAUUUAAAUAUUUAGAUUUUUGUGAAUUAUUAAUAUAACAUUUUAAAAUUAAAUAAAAAGAAACUAUUUGAAAUAGAAA